GUGACUGUAGAAAUCCUUUAGAUAUAAAAAGGUAAAAUACAGAAGUUAUUUUCACCCAGAUCCCCCCAAAAAUCUUUCUUGCAAUCGAAGCACAUUUUUACUUCAUAAAGUACCUUGAAUAGAAAGUACCUGUAAAGAAUGCAGCAGUCUUCCCAGAGUUUUUCUCGCCGCUUCAAAAUUCUGGAGCUUAUUGUUUGCUUUGACAGCUGAUAAUCCGCUCGUGAUGAGUUCCUUUCCCCUCGUGAAUUCCUCGUUGUCGAAGUGAUGAGGGGCGCUGUAGAAAUACCACUUGUCUAUACCCACAUUUUUGUCCUGGAUAUACUCGAUGGUUUGACUGAAACUCUUGGAGGAUUUCGCAGCAUCACAGGCAAGAGCAACAGACUCAGCAGUGUAAGGCAGUGUCUAAACACACACACGCAAACGCACACACACACAUGCACACACACAAACACACUUUUAUUACCCUGUAAAUUAUUAAUUUUUAUUUGUUUAAUUUAGCUUGAUUCAACCCUUACAGGUAAUGUGAACUUUUUGCCCUCAGCCAGAGCCGCAUCACGGCAAACAUCCAGCGUGGUUUCAAGGAUGGCACGCUCAGUGAUCUCCUGAUGAUUUAGAGAGAUCCCAUCAAAGAUACCAAAACCAUGAGCCCCAAUCUGAAGGAGCACGAGACACAGCGCAGCAAACCAACCCAUCACUGCAGCACCUGUGUGAUAGACACGAGGGAGAGAGUACAAACUGAGUUUCAGGUCAAGUUCAUUUGUAUAGUUCCCAAACACAAUAUGCAAUCCGUGGUACUCCCAAAAGCUGUUCAGCCAGAAUGUAUUUGGACUACACUUUGUAGAUGUAAGUAGUGCUCAGGUGGACCUUUUGGCACGGAUUACCAUUAUUAUUAAUGUACUUCCUCCUCCUAAUGUCACAGUUUCUACCGUGACAGUCUCUUAACUUGAUCUGUCGGUGAAAAAUGAUCCACCUAUUCUUUAGAGCCUUACAUUUCUUUAAGGUAAUCAUUAAAUCUGUUAUGAUUAAAUCACUAGGACAACAACAACCACCAAACCUCCUAAACAAGUUUGCGUCCAUUGUUCAGAUUGACUUAUUCACAGUGGUGAAUUUUACUGAGGUUUUUUUUGGACUCAAUUUAACAACUUUACUUAAACCUGACUUUGCAUAUUCACGCAAAUGACACAAAAAUUUUUCCCAAGAAGUACUUAAGGAUGAUGUUAUAAGAAAGUUACCUGAUGUUACAUGAUUUUCACACUUUUAACUAGAAUAAAUUUAGCAAAAUGUAAGAUACAAAAACACACAAAUGUUCAUAUGCAGGGGAUCAAACAAAGCAGAGAAAGUCGUUUUGGUGUGGCUGAGUUGUUACAGAUAGUAUAUACAAAGAUAUAUAUAUAUAUCUUUAUAUAUACUGUAGCUCUGAUUAUUUAACAUCGUCUCUUCUAUUUCUGUGAUCAGAAUUAAAAGCUUGAGCUGAUUGAAUUACCGAGGGCUACCAUUUACAUACAUUCUGUGCUUUAACUAUUUGACUGAUGGUAUUAAUUGCAAAGAUCUAUGAUAAAUCGAUUAUGUUCUAAUUAAUUAGUUAAAGCAUUUUGGUAUCUGCACCUGCAUAAGCUUUUCAUUCUGAUAUCACAAAAAUCCAAGAUUUGGGUAAAACAAUCAUAAGAAUGCUAAUGCAGUGAAAAUAAGAGCUGGGCGCAUAUAAUAAUAUUCUAAAAAUCUAGACUCUGUUUAGUACAAACAUUUUAUUAAAAUCAACAAGGUGACAGAUGUCACUUUAUAUAUAUAUUUGUUUUAACAUCACUAAUAUUCGUUAGAUAUAUGAGUGUUACCUACCUUAUGUCUUGAAGUCGUCUUGGAGACUUUAUCUCUCAUGGAAACAAUGCCAUUUAUAAGAAUUCACAUCCGGGGUGGAGUCACUUGUUUGACUGGUUUUCUUUGUCGCACCAUUCAGGUUGGAUUUUCAUCAUACUUUCAUUCAUGGGAACUUGCAUUUGCUCCUAAAUUGAUUUCUUGUAAAUGGACACAGCUCAAACUGUUCUAUUGAUUUGAUUUGACUUGUCCUUUAUUUAGGCAGGAAGUCUAUGGUUUAAAUACAGCAUGAGCUCUUCAAGCAAAACUAGAAGAAUUGCUUCAUAGAAAACAUGCAAAACUGGUGCAAAGAAUUCUAUACCUCAAGGCCGGAGAUGUAGUGAAUUCACUAAUAUAGUCUGUUUUUAAGUUUAGAGUGAAGAUCACUUCAAUGUCAUCUCACUGAUCUGAUUGAGCUCUGUCAAAAGAAUUCAUAGAUCUGAACCUUUUCAAUAAAUGAUCAUUAUGCAUUAUAAAGCAAACUUUUCAUAGGACCUUGAGAGACACUUUUGUUCAAUUCACCGCUUCACUGAGGGUUAUACAGCAACAAAUUACACAAACCAUCAAAAAGAGAUGUGUGAUGGGAUCAUUUACAAACAUUUAUAAACAUAUAUUAACUUAUAUAAACUGUUAUAAGGCUAUGAUCUGAUGUCUAGCCUGAUUAAAAUUCCCAGUUUGAUUAAAAAGAGUUAUUUUUAGCAGUGCUACCUGAUUUUAAAUGGAGUUAUUCUAUUUAUAUCUCGUGUUGUUUCUACCAUCCUUGAUUCUACCUCUGUGUGAAAUGUUCUUUAUAAAUAAAACUGUUGUGAGAACAUCACUGUUGGAUAAAACAGUUAAAGUGAUCAGAACCGAAGCUGUUUUCCUGGUAAAGGUUGUGACCUCAGUGUGUCGGUACCACGUGAUGAGUCAGCGAACACCGGACCUAAAAACAUUCACUAAGUGAGUGUUGUUGGAAUUCAGUCCGACCAUGGCAGAGAAAACUGUUUUCACAAAAGAAGAACAUAUCUGUUGUCUCUGUGUUCAUCCGUUUUCAAUCAUCUUGAUGACAUGCUACCUGAGGAACUUGGCUGGUGAUGGUAUGUGCUUUGUAAAUAGUUGCUGUUGCAUUGUUUCACCAUUCAGGACCUGAUAAGGAAGUUAGUGCACGAAGUUGGUCAAACAUGCUCAUGCAAAGAGGUCAACUAAUUAAGUUCUCCUCCCUUCAUGAAUGAACUCAGAACAGUACAGGGAUCCCUUGACGUUGACAUUGGAUCACGUCUAAAAUUCUCAUUUAUUCAAUCUAAUUUAAAAAUCCUCUCUGGGUUUAUCCCCUUUAUAACGUUUAAAUAGAGUUAGAGUAGAACUCAGUCAGUUUCCUGCUGUAUCAAUAAUCCCAAAAAUUUAUUUUCAAGUAACAAGCGGGGGAAAGAAUACAAAAGAAAUGACAACAGAGAAAGUUAAAGAGGAGAAUCAUACUAAAGUUAAUGGGAAACAAGUCUUCAGUGAACCUAUCAGGUCAGACCUUCACUCUGGUGCGUGAAGCAACAGUUUGUAAACGAUCGGGGUCAAAGGUCAGUGAGGGAUUCACAGCCGAACGUCCCAGAGAAAACCACUGGAUUACUUUAUGUAAAGAUGGAACCGUUUGUAUGGGACUGUCUGUGCUGUUUGCUUCCUUCCCUCUUCCUGUUCCUGCUGAGUCUCGUCCUCCGCUGGCUCAGAGCACGUUGUCGGACAGGACGGGCGUCCAUGACAGAAGAAGAACCCGAGCUCAUCUGCAAAACAUCCGCGCUGGCAAAAUAUCUGCUGCGCCACUGUGGCUCUCUGGUCAGGCCGAGGCCGGCUGCCUGGCCCAGGGGAGACCCCCACCUCCAGACCCUGUCCGCUCUGCUGUGUGGACCUGCAGGAGACACAGUAGAGUUCACCAGGGACAGUCUGCUGCUGAGAGACGGGGGGAUUGUAGCGGUGGACUGGGCUCUGGAGAGCGGAUUGGGUGAGAGGAUUGGGAGGGGGAGGUGGGAGGGGAGGAAGGAGCAUCAGUCGGGGGGGAAGGCGCUGGGUUGUUUCACCUCAACGCCUCCUGUCCUUGUCCUCAUCCCUCAUUCAUGGGGAGGGGCGAGCCCUCACUUGAAGGCCCUGUGCCAUCAGGCCAUACGUCAGGGCUUCUACGUGGUGGUGUUCCAUCCCCGGGCCACAGCAGGGUGCCCGCUGACCACAGCACGACUCACCGAGUUCGGAGACCCGGCUGAUCUUGAGCAGGCAGUGACCUACAUUCACAGCCGCCACCCGUCCUCCGAGCUGGUGGCGGUGAGUGAGGGUUCAGGUUCAGGGAUCCUUCUCUCCUACCUGGGGGAAUGUGGAUCCAGCACAUACCUGACUGCAGCUGCUGCCCUCUCACCUGUGCUCCUGGGCCAGCUGUGGUUCCAAACGGCCAUGCCUGCCAUUUAUCGCUGGGGUGCACUGUUUCACCGGAAACUGCAGCUGAGGAGAUAUGCAAACUCCUUCAGAGGAGUUGUGGAUGUGGACCGGGCCCUCAGCUCUUCCUCCCUGAGAGACUUUGAAGAAGCUCUUUUCUGCUCUUCGGCCCGACGUCCAGAGAAACCUCCACUAAACUCUCUUAACAACUCUGGAGUGAAGCCAAGACCUCACACUGAGAGGGAGGUGGCUCCCUCGGUGGCCUGGGCACUGGGGGAAAGGGCUCAGCCAGCUGAGGACUGGGACAGCUACUGGGAGAGGAACGAACCCCUGAGAGAUGCAGAUGAAGUGGCCGUCCCCGUGCUUUGCAUCUGCAGCCGUGACGACCCUCUCCUCCCUCCUGCCUCCACUCUACCCAUCACCCUCUUCCAGAACAAUCCCCACUUCUUUCUGGUGUUGACGGACAAAGGAGGGCACUGUGGAUUCACCCGAGACCCACAGGAGAUGGAGGAAGGGAAGGAUGAAAAUAAGGAGGUGGAGGAAGCUAGCUGGAGUCACAUCGCAGUUCUGGAUUACUUCAGAGUGGUGGCUGAUUUCCUGAGAGGGGAGAGGAGGGAUGGGACAAGCUGGGGGGGUCCACUGGGGGGAAACAUCCAGGCUGGGCAGAGGAACAGGGGCAGCACCAUGGGCCCUCUCCGCAGGAGGAGAGCCACCGUGAUGAGGAGGCCGAGACCUCAGGCACCAGAACAAAGCAGCGUGGAUGAAGAAGGAGAGACCUUCACCUGGAAGAGGUCCUAUACACGCUGAGGAUGAAGAUGGCAGAGGACCAGAAGAUUCUAUGAUUUUUGGACUUUGUCAAUCAAACGUCUGGAAGAUAAAAGCAGCCAAGUAAUGGACAGCUGUUGGAAACGAUAUUUUAGUUCAGGGAACAAAAAACUCGUGUUUUUUCAACAAUUAUUCUUGUUGAUCAUGUGGAUAAUGGGUUAAGACAAACUAAGAUCGCUCAUGAUAGAAUACAUGGUCCAGGAAAAAGAUAUCACAAUGCAGCGAUUCAAUACUAAUCAUGCAAGACAAUCGUAUGUUUUACCACAAACUAAACAAAAUGCCCCUAAAUAGUUGAAGUGCAGGAUUCAUUCUGUGAUCUGCUGUCAGUUCCAGAGUUUGACACAAACUGAGAUCACACAAUGGAUAAAAAAAUGUCAUAAAGUUGAAUCUUCUAAUGUGUCUUUGGUCUUUAACAAACACAAUGUAACUUGUCACAUGUGUCAUUAUUCAAAUGUAAAAUGACCACAAACUAGAGAUAUAAAUAAAUAUUGAUAAUAUGAGUAAGGACGAUAAUAUGUUGCAGAAACUACUUUGUCCCACUCCUCCACUUUAUAUGUAUUAAAACAUGAUGAAUCUACGUUCAGAGCCACUUUCAGAAAAAUAAAGUCAAUAAAGAGAAAGUUUUUUAAAGCUUUAAA
Molecule: messenger RNA, 5705 nt
Organism: Platichthys flesus (European flounder)
Lineage: Eukaryota; Metazoa; Chordata; Actinopteri; Pleuronectiformes; Pleuronectidae
Product: protein ABHD15
Exons: 3
Coding region: 3463-5049 (528 amino acids)
Molecular function (GO): short-chain carboxylesterase activity; monoacylglycerol lipase activity
Source: RefSeq, a predicted model, not a curated record